Messenger RNA from Polyodon spathula (Mississippi paddlefish), 1193 nucleotides. RefSeq names its product TIMELESS-interacting protein-like. The transcript is spliced from 8 exons. The record is from RefSeq and is a predicted model, not a curated record. The coding region runs from base 104 to 1045 and encodes 313 amino acids. Gene Ontology annotation, molecular function: DNA binding. Gene Ontology annotation, biological process: replication fork arrest; replication fork processing; DNA replication checkpoint signaling. Gene Ontology annotation, cellular component: replication fork protection complex; nucleus. Lineage: Eukaryota; Metazoa; Chordata; Actinopteri; Acipenseriformes; Polyodontidae.
GUUUGUUGCCUCAUAGGUGGAGAGGAGAAGUUAAGGAUAGUGUAGAGUAAACAUUUAUAAAAAAUAAAAAUAAAACGGUGUGCAGGGACUGCUGCUAGCCACGAUGGACCCUUUAGAGAACAGUCUGUCAGACAUGCCUGCUUAUGAAAACACCGAGGAUGAGCAGUUUCCACCUCUCCCACCCCCCCUCUCCCCCAGGGACGGGGACCCCUUCGCAACUGAUGACGAUCCUGGAGAGGUGUCAAAGCUUGAAGAAGCUCCAGUAGCCAAAAAGAGGUCUGUGAAGAGACCACAGCCAAAACUGGAUUCACAAAGGUUGAUUUCUGAAAGGGGACUUCCAGCACUCCGAACCAUGUUCAACAGUGUAAGAUUCAAAGGCAAAGGACAUGAGGCUGAAGACCUGAAGGUCCUCAUGCAGCACAUGGAACACUGGGCUCACAGACUGUACCCUAAACUACAGUUUGAGGACUUCAUUGAUAGGCUGGAGGUUUUAGGAAAUAAAAAAGAAGUUCAGACUUGCCUCAAACGAAUAAGACUGGAUAUGCCACUUACACAUGAAGACUUCAUGACUAAAGAUGAUGCAGUUGAGGACAAUGAGCUUAAUAGAUCAACCCAUCUGUUUGAAGACUCUGAGCCCUUUUUCUGUGAAAGUCAAAGCGUACCAGUGGUCCAGUCGACUCCCAGUGCCAGCAGCAGCCUGACGGAGGAGCAGAGGCAGCGAAUCGAGCACAACAAGCAGCUGGCCUUGGAGAGACGCCUGGCCAAACUGCAGCAGGACAACAGCCAGUCUCUGAUCAGUAAUGCUCAGCCUCCAGUUACACAGCGCUCUCCUGCCAAACCCACAGAUCCAGACGAGCUGGAUAGUGACUUGGCCACUGUGGUGGUGAAACACACUAACUCCACCUGUGAACAAGGCUGGGAGCUGAAGGAAGGAGCAGCCCCGAUAUGUGCAGAGUCUCUGAAGGAGUCUGCAAGCACUGAGGUUUCUGCCUCUGUACCAGAAGACCAACAGAAAGUAAACGGUAUAGAGCAAGACGCUGACUGAUCUUACUGUGUGUGGUUUAAAGUAAAAUGGACAUCUUGACAGCAAAGUUGCAAAUAAUUGUAUUUGACUGCUUUUGUUACUUGGGCAGAUAUUGAUGUUAGAACGAUGUAUUGUUUGCAGGGAUUAAACAAGACUUUUUUUUACCCAG